AUGCUCCGUCCACGUGCACUCACUUCUGCUUUACGAAAAAUGAACACCGGUGGAAUGCAGUCGGUUAUGCUUUUUAGUCCUGAAGGUGUACUUCUUGCUUAUACAAGUCUUGCUGGCGACAGUGAACGAUCUAAAGCGGCAAUUGCAGCAAAUGUUUGGAAUAUAUAUCAACGUCAACUGGAAUCCAGCGAAUCGGAUACCGUACAAGAAAUAAUUUUAGAAUUGUCUGAAGGUAGACUAAUCAUUACACGUGUAGCUUCUGUUCUUCUUUGUCUUCAUGCUUCAAAGGAUGUUGGUUUGGGAAUGUUACGAGCUAAAAUGAACGCGUUAGUACAGAACCUACAAGAGCCCCUAAGUAUUAUUGCAGCUUCCUGA
Heterobilharzia americana is the source of this 375-nucleotide messenger RNA. NCBI's taxonomy places the organism in Eukaryota, Metazoa, Platyhelminthes, Trematoda, Strigeidida, Schistosomatidae. The record is from the annotation of a GenBank genome assembly.